Messenger RNA from Hemibagrus wyckioides, 1882 nucleotides. It is a transcript of the gene otpb, whose product is annotated as orthopedia homeobox b. Gene Ontology annotation, molecular function: DNA binding; DNA-binding transcription factor activity, RNA polymerase II-specific. NCBI's taxonomy places the organism in Eukaryota, Metazoa, Chordata, Actinopteri, Siluriformes, Bagridae. The record is from RefSeq and is a predicted model, not a curated record. Bases 112 to 1086 code for a protein of 324 amino acids. The transcript has 3 exons. Gene Ontology annotation, biological process: neuron differentiation; regulation of DNA-templated transcription.
AUGCUCGCAGCCACCUUUUUUUAAACGCGCGGAGAAUUUUUCUUCAUUUGGCCACUCUAUGCUGUUUAAAGGAGUUAAAAGUUUUAGGGCUAGUUUCGGCACCGGUGCACGAUGCUCUCUCACGCCGACCUCUUGGACACUCGCCUCGGUGAGUUACCGACAUCCAACUCCGGUCUUCAGCUCCACUGGAUGAAGGAUGCUGCGGCUGAGCUGCUGGGCCACAGGGAGGCUUUAAAGUGCAGACUCGGCGCGGACAGCGGACACCCGGGCGAUCUGAGCUCCGGACCGGACGCGGUCGAGGGCGCCACGCUGCUCCCCGGGGAAGAUAUAAGCAAUGGCGGAUCAAACCCCAGCGGCAUGCAGCAGGUCGGCGCCAAGGAACAAGACAAACAACAGCAACAAGGUUCGAGUCAGUCGGGUGGACAACAGAGUCAGCAGAAACAGAAACGACACCGGACCCGCUUCACACCAGCGCAGCUUAACGAGCUGGAGAGAAGCUUCGCAAAAACCCACUACCCUGAUAUCUUCAUGAGAGAGGAACUGGCGUUAAGAAUCGGAUUAACAGAGUCCCGCGUUCAGGUGUGGUUUCAGAACCGUCGUGCCAAGUGGAAGAAGCGCAAGAAGACGACGAACGUGUUCCGCGCUCCUGGCACGCUGUUGCCCACACACAGUUUGCCGCAGUUUCCGACGGCCGCUAUGGGCGACGGCUUGUGCUCGUUCCACGCCAACGACGGGCGCUGGGCCGCGGCGGGAAUGGCCGGCGUUUCUCAGCUGCAGCUGCCGCCGUCGCUCGGCCGCCAACCUGCCAUGGCGCAGUCGUUGUCGCAGUGCAGCCUGGGAGGCGCGCCGCCGCCCAACUCCAUGGGCCUUUCCAAUGGUCUAUCGUCGAACGGGUCGGGCCUGCAGUCGCACCUGUACCAGCCCGCGUUCCCCGGCAUGGUGCCCGCCUCGCUUUCCGGCCCGACCAGCGCGAGCGGCUCGCCUCAACUGUGCAGCUCACCGGACAGUGACGUGUGGAGAGGCAGCAGCAUCGCCUCCCUGCGCCGCAAAGCGCUCGAGCACACCGUCUCCAUGAGCUUCACCUAAUCACAACGUCGUUUGCGUCCUCGUUAAAAAAAGAGAAGAAGAAUAUUUUCACGGACGGUCAAGAGCCACUCAGGAUCCGAGCUCGUAACUGUGAAAUUACAAAUUGGCAGCCUUAAAGGAAAAAAACGGAAACUCAACAAUAUCCGGACGACGUUUGACGCACAUGCGCAGUAGUAAUAGCGUCCACGUUUUAAAACGUAUACUUUAAUUCGCGUGUUGGAUACGAUUUGUUGUUUAUUAAAAUUUAUUUUCUUCUUCUGAUGUCCUUAACAAUUAAUAUUCGUUUUUGUAUUUAUUGACAAUUAUUAUUUAUUUAUUUACUUAUUUAUUUAUUCAUCAUGCUUGUUGUUGAUCAUUUAUCAAAGAACAGCAGCGCGUGCUGUUGGCUUACUUCACUCAUGACAAAUAUUUAUUAAUGUUCAUUUUUUUAUAUAUAUAUGUUCGAGGCAGCCACGUGUACUGCAUGCUAUGAUUGGUUUAAAGCAUGGGUCACGUGUGGAUUUUUUUUUCUUUCCAAUUUUGUACAGGCAACGAAUAAGAUGUAUAAUGAGCAAAUUCUCAAAUAAUCUGAUUCAGCUGCAUGUAUUGGCAAGAAAGAGCAAGGGAAAUUUACAUAACGCAAAAUGAUCUUGAAUAGGAUACUUGUGUAGAUAAAAACUAAUUCUUGUUACCUGCUGGUCUGUUUGUGAUAUGUUUUGACUUACUGUAUGUGCUUAUUACUGAAAUGUGUUUUUCUUAAACGUUAAUCCUACCAAAUGCAACACACCUGGGCAGGUUUAUAUCAAUUUAUUGUAAA